CAUUCGUUUUGGCUCCGCCUAGAGGAUACAGCUCCGCCUCUGAAAAUUGUACGGUCAGACAGCUGAUCCUGAGCGGACUCGUGUCUGAUUCGCAUACGCGGACGCGACAAACCAAACCGGCGCGCGCCGCCUAGAGUUAUAGGCUCCGCCUACGCGCGCUGAGCCGACCAAUGUCUGCACCCGCAGACGUGGACGCGCCUACUAGCGUGUACGCGCAUGAGCCAAGAUCUCUGGACUUUCUUUGCUGGAACACGAACGUAAGUAUAGAUUUAUUGAUUUAUUGCUACAUUCGCAGUAAAGAUCAGCCUUUGUGUUUCCAUCAUCAUUUAUGUAUGAUUGUAAUGACGUUGUUUGAUAUUAGGACUAGCAGUAAAACUUUAUAUUCUGUAAAAAAAGGCUAUUUUAUUUCCAGCGCCGCCUCCCAGAAUGCUUUGCAUGGGGACGUGCGUCUGACGUCACGUAUACAGAAAAUUCGAAAUGGCUGCACGCGGUAGGUGAGGCCCGAGCGAAGAAAAGUGGAAAAGAGUGUUAUUCGUCAAAAAACCCACACAACGACGGUCAUUUUUUUGCCGUGCUAUUGUAAAAUUGUCUUUUAUCUGUGUUCUGUGUUCUGGGGGACCCCGACUCCAGAAUGUGAAAGUUUCCCGCGUGAAGCCGCUCCACCGUCUCGCCGAGUGCCAGCAAGAGUCAUGAGUACUUGUCAACUCGACUCCUCAACUGGAGAUAACUUUCUAGCACCUCACCAUGGGGAAGGAUGUACUCAUAUGCCUUCACCAGCACAUGCAUUAAACAUGCAGAGAGUUACACAAGUUCUUACCACCUUGGGGCACCAUUCAGGGUGCCUUUUCAUCUGAUUAAAUGUAUAAUGAACAGGGACAUUGCGGUUGUCCCAAGUGGAUGGUAUGAUGAUAGGAUGGUUUUCUGGCCCAGCUAUAAAAACACCGACAGAAUUGAAAGGGCCGCUUUAAAUGAGGAGCAGCAUGAGCCAAACUGGCCAAGAUUUGACGUUUCUGUUGUCCGAACUUGUGACAACUACAAAGACGCAUUAAAAAUAAUGCAACAAUAUGGAAAGGGCUGCAACACCUCAGACCUGCAAUCUGAGGCAGAGAACGAGGAGCUGCCAGAAAAAAGGAACAGGAAGCCAGUCCAUCGUCUCGGGGACUCAGAUGAUAGCGAAGAAGACCCGGGAAAUAGUGACCUCACAUCUCUGCGGUUGGCAAUUGGCCAAUUGCACAGGCAGACUCCACCGUCUCGCCGAGUGCCAGCAAGAGUCAUGAGUACUUGUCAACUCGACUCCUCAACUGGAGAUAACUUUCUAGCACCUCACCAUGGGGAAGGACGUAUUCAUAUGCCUUCACCAGCACCUGCAUUAAACAUGCAGAGAGUUACACAAGGAACGGCAGUCCCUCCUCGACUCCCUCCACCCCCCUCACCAGCAGCCCUCAACAUGUGGCAGACAGAGGAGCCUGGAUCCAGCCUGGCCUACAGGCCAACAUGGCGAGGGGGAAGAAUGGCCGACAACAUUUCCUGCUCUGCGCCUGAGGUAAUCCAGAUCCUUAGCCUGCUGGAAACUAUUAAGCACAACCAAGACCAGCUGAUUGCGAAGGUGCUAAGAGUAAAAAUUUGUUGACAAGGUCAGCCACGGACGCUGAGGUCACCAAACACGCCAUCAGGUGGUUCAACUUGGCGGGGGAUUGGGCAACGAGGAGACGAGUCCCGCUUCCACCUCCUCAGGAGGAAUAGAG
Molecule: messenger RNA, 1745 nt
Organism: Entelurus aequoreus (snake pipefish)
Lineage: Eukaryota; Metazoa; Chordata; Actinopteri; Syngnathiformes; Syngnathidae
Exons: 12
Coding region: 755-1630 (291 amino acids)
Source: RefSeq, a predicted model, not a curated record